AUGUUGGAUGCCCUGACAUAUCAGAAAGGGGAAAGAUUAUUUAUUAUAAAUAACUUUAACGCACAGGUAUGGCAUUUGGCAAAAAAGAGCGGCGAGGCACUGAUAUUGGAGUAUUACAACACUCUGCUGGGUGUCGACGAGGAGGAUUCCAAAUCUGUAAAUCUGACGAAGUUCUUAGCGAGCAUGAGUGUAGAACCAGAUGGGAAUACCUAUGGCCUGCUAUUAAAUGCAAUCAUAAAGGCGGGCAACAGCGAACACUUGUGGCACAUCUUGUCUGUUAUAAAAGAUAAGAAUGUAACUAUCUCUGAGAAGGCGAUCGAUACAUUAGUACAGAUUUGCACUGUUAAGAAUAAUGUUGCCGAAGUCGAGCAAAUGAUAACACUAAUGCAGGAGGCGAAACUGCCUACGGCCAAGGCAUAUACCGAACUGGCUUGUAGAUAUGCGAAACUCGGCGAUAUUCCAAAUCUGGUAAAAAUAUUAAACGAUGAGCCGCAGGACAACGCGAAUCUUUUGAGGAUAAUAAAGAUUCUGAACAUGUCCAACAACAGCCGGCAUAUCCCGGUUAUCUUGAACUUUCUAAUGACUUCAGAACCAACGAUUGAGUCUGAAAUCUCCAAGAUGAUCGUGGAACUGAUACGUGCUGAUCAGGUCGCGGACGCUCACAUUGUCAUAAAUUAUCUCACGAUGAACGACGCGACGAAGGAUAUCGCGCGGAGUCUUGUAAAUAGCUUUAUGAACGAAUUAGUGACAUUAAACGUGUCGAUUCAGAAUAUUAUUAGGUACGCGAACGAUUUUGUUGAUUCCAGCUGCAGUCGACAAGCAUUGACCGAUGUAGGGCAGAUCGGUUUGAAGCUGGGUAGAGAGAAACUGUGCUUCGCGAUAUUCGAGGCGAUGAGAUGUAAAGUAUAUCCAUACAUAAAUACUGCGAGGCCGAUUGACGCUUUACAGAAACUUCAGCUGAGUAACAUACCAAAAGUUAUCAUGUUUACGCCUCUAUUAUCUUUUUUGUUGCAGCACAAUCGGUUGCAUGAUGUAAAGGUACUGUGCAACUACAAAACCGCGCCCACCGUGUAUUAUAAAGAACUGAUGAUGCCACUAGUGCGCUCUUAUCUCGCUACGAAAGACACCAAUACUUAUAUAACAUUAUUGAUGGCGUUUCCACAAGGUCAAGAUUUCAUCGGCUUUUUUUUUAAAGCAUUGAUGAAAUAUUCGAUUUCGCAAAACGAAUUUGAGCUUAUUUUGGAAGAAUUGACAAAACAUAAGGCGAAAAUAUCGCAAGAGGAGGCGAGCAUUCUUAAAAAUCGGCUGCAAAAUAGAAAUUUUACUCUCAAAAUGAUGAAUCUAAUAGACAAUCUGACUGAUCAAACUAUUAUGAAAAAUGUCCCGUCAAUUUCCCACAUGAUGUUCAUGAACACCAAAGAAUUAACAUGUUACAAGGUGGAGCUGAAGCAUAAGAAAUUCAAUAUUCAUAAAAUUCUGCACAAAUUGCUGAUUAUGCACUGUCUCGAGAAUAAUCUCAAACAGGCCGAAGAGAUAAAACGCGAAUACAAUGCGUGUCAAUACAAAUGGUCGCCCGGCAUGAAGUUGCUUUUAUUCGAAUUAUAUCUCAAACACGACAAGCUGAACGAGGCCGAAGCGCUGAUGGCCGAUUUGCAGACAUCCGAUAAAAUCGUGUUAGACAGAAUUAAAAUUAUUAGAUACGCCAUUGCAUUGGUGAAGGCGGAUAAUCCUACCAAGGCUUUUGAUGUUAUUGAGAAGAUCAGUAUCAUUAAUCACGAAGUAAACAUGCAGGAUUAUUGUUGUACACUUUUGCAGGUCCUAGCAAAGAGUCGGUAUCACGCGCGCACGGCAGAUAUGUUAAAACUGCUCUUGCAGAGAAAUUACUGUGAAAUAACCGUGGAGCUGUUAAGGCCAUUGAUGAUGAUAUCGUUAAAACACAACAACAUCCAGGACACCGUAAAUGUAUUCACGGAUUGCGCGCAAAAGUAUCGUGAAACGCCGUUGGCAUUGGAAUUGUUAACAAUAUUGUUACAAGAGAAGUACAGUACAAAUUUGUACGAUGCGAAUAACUAUAUAGAACAAGUAUAUGAUAUAAUAGCUGCUACCCAUUCCGUCGAUGUGGCAAACACGAUACUGGCGAUAGCAUUAGCGACAUUAAACAAAACAGAGAAACUGCAGACUUUAUUACAGAAUCACAAACUCUCUACGAAAUCCCUUGUAUAUUAUAUUUAUAACGUAGAAAAUAACUGCAGUUUUGACGGCUUUCAAAACAUCUUAAAAGUAGCCGAUGCGAAUCAUGUAAAUCAAACUGUCAUAUGUGAAACGCUCCUUAUCGCUUACAGUCGAAAGGGAAAUUGCAACCGUGCUUUAGAACUGUGGAAUAUUAUGUGUACGAAAAAUAUCGAGCCUAGUGAAGUAUUCAAGAAUAAUUUUAUUCAAUUUUUAUUGUCAAACAAAAUUCCGCUUCCGUCAGAAUUGGACGGAAUGAAAGAAUUUGGAUGGAAAAAAGUUAGUGAUUAAUGAUUUUAAAUACUAAGAUUUCUGGCCAUUUAUCACUGCUGUUUAGAUUGUGACGUCAGAAGCGAGAAAUUUCACCCAUGCACAUAAAAAUUUUUUGCAAAAUAUAUUUAAGUAGAAAUAUUUUU
Molecule: messenger RNA, 2645 nt
Organism: Wasmannia auropunctata (little fire ant)
Lineage: Eukaryota; Metazoa; Arthropoda; Insecta; Hymenoptera; Formicidae
Exons: 5
Coding region: 1-2520 (839 amino acids)
Molecular function (GO): protein binding
Source: RefSeq, a predicted model, not a curated record